This is a messenger RNA of Cotesia congregata, 1056 nucleotides long. The record is from the annotation of a GenBank genome assembly. Lineage: Eukaryota; Metazoa; Arthropoda; Insecta; Hymenoptera; Braconidae.
AUGAUCAAAUGUAGAGUUAUAUUGCAAAAACGCGCAAAAGCUGUGUGCUCUAUUAUCGCCCAAAAAUUAGAGCAGCAUUAUGUAGCAGCAGAUUCAAAUAGUUCAACUCCUGCCAAAAGUUUCGUACCCUGUAAGGUUUGCGGUGACAAAGCCAGUGGAUUUCAUUACGGUGUUACAAGUUGCGAGGGUUGUAAGGGUUUCUUCCGAAGGAGUAUUCAAAAGCAGAUCGAGUAUCGAUGUUUGCGAGAUGGAAAAUGUUUAGUGAUAAGAUUAAACAGAAAUCUUUCACAAGCUCAUCAUGCUCACUGUGUCUUUACUGAUGAAUCCACGAAGAGUCUCGUACGAAAACCAAUGGUUAUACCGCCAACAAGUCCAGAAGAUCCUGAAGCUGCAUCCUCUACUGCUGAGACUGUAGAAACUCAACGGAUUUGGUUGUGGCAACAAUUCGCGGCCCGAGUGACGCCUUCAGUUCAAAGGGUUGUGGAAUUCGCAAAACGAGUGCCAGGUUUUUGUGAAUUGACUCAAGACGAUCAGUUAAUACUUAUUAAAGUUGGCUUUUUCGAAGUAUGGCUGUGUCAUAUUUCGAAAAUGACUACUGAUACUUCAAUGACUUUCGAAGAUGGGACAUAUAUUACAAGGCAACAAAUUGAAUUGAUGUAUGAGCCAGAUUUUGUGAUGUCGUUAUUGCAGUUCACUACAUCUUUAAAUUCUUACCAGCUAUCUGACGCUGAGUUGGGAUUAUUUUCCGGUGCUGUGUUAUUAAGUGAACGACAAGGUCUGAACGAUGUUAAAGCGGUGCAAAAGUUGCAAGAUCGCUUAUUAGAAGGAUUACGAAUUCAAAAUGAUAGAAAUCAUUCUCUUACAAAUGAUACUGUUCCUGGUAGUGGUUCUUCAUCAGGGGUUAGUAUAGCUCAAAGGAUACCGGAACUAAGAGCACUUGGUUCACGACACGCUAACUUACUUGAUUGGUUUCGAAGAAACUGGACAAAGCUCAAAUUACCACCGUUAUUUGCUGAAAUAUUUGACAUUCCCAAAUGUGAAGAAGAUCUACAGUGA